AUGCAGACUGCUUCUACAAACAUUUGUGAAAGAAUGGGUCGCUCUCAGGAGCUCAGUGAAUUUAAGCCUGGUGCGGUUAUAGUCUGCCAACUGUCCAAUAAGUACAUCUAUGAAAUUUCCUUGUUACUAUAUAUUCUAGGGUCAACUGUUAGUUGUAUUACAACAACGUGGAAGUAACUGGGAACAACAGCAACUCAGCCACAAAGUGGUAGGCCACAUAAAAUGACAGAGCAGGGUCAGCACAUGCUGAAGCGCACAGCAGAAGUCACUAGCUGUCUGCAGAGUCAAUAGCUAAAGACCUCCAAACUUUUGAAGGUGUCAGCAUACCAAGACAUUUUGGACAAUUUGGGGAUGGCUCCUUCCUGUUCCAAUAUGAUUGUGCACCAGUG
Molecule: messenger RNA, 389 nt
Organism: Staurois parvus
Lineage: Eukaryota; Metazoa; Chordata; Amphibia; Anura; Ranidae
Source: the annotation of a GenBank genome assembly